AUCACUUGACUUGACAAGAGAAAUUAGAGUGAGAAGAGUAAAAUUUUCUAACCAAAAUACUGGCAGUGUUUUUCGCAUUUUCUAUAUUUUCUCAUUAACCUAAAUAGAAUUUUUGAUAACGAUUCAAGUUUUACAGUUAAUGUAUUUAUUUUAUGGCUUCAAUCAACUUAUCCUAAUGCAGCAUUUUAAGUGGACAGUGAGACACUGGAAUGGAAAUGUUAAUAUUUUGAUGUCAAUGAUUACUCCAACAUAAAUAAAACUAAUUGUAUUAUGUAGUACCACCAGCACCAACUGUAUUUAAAUAAUUCCAAGUUUAAUCAGACGUGAUGGGUAGUUGUUGGUGCAAACAAAAGAAUGAAGAUCAUGAUACCUACAUACCACAGUCACCCAACAGUCUUCAAGCCCAUAACAUCAUACAGCCCCUGUCCCCUGUUAGCCCGCAGUAUCCCUUUAAGCUAACGAAGCUUCCUGAUGCUGCAUAUGUGGAUAAAUUAGUGCUGGAAACCUUAGGAGUUAUUGCUACUUUAGUUGAUAAUGAACAGGAGCCUCCAAGUUCUAUGCUUCUCGUGCAUAAUAUAGCAGAUAAUGAAGAGGGUUGGAUCCAAGUUGUGAAUUCAAUGAUUAAUGUGAUACCGAUGCAUGACCCCUUAGGUCCUUCUGUCAUCACAUUAUUAUUGGACGACUGCCCAUUGCCGUCAAAGGAAUCAGUAUUUAAGGUGGUAAACAUGCUAAAUUUAUCCGAAAAGGCAGCGGUAGAGGGUAGGUCGGAUGCUCCAAAACAAAGAAAUAUUUGCGUCGUGUUAGGUUGUAUUGCGGAAAAGUUAGCAGGUCCUAGAAAUAUGGAAAUAUUAACCGAUAGUAUUAUAGAUUACUUAUUAACAAAUUUGGAGCCUGUUACACACCCCAGCGUUAUAUUAUUUUCCUUGAUAGCAUUAGAAAAAUUUGCCCAAACUAGUAGCAACAAAGUAAUAAUCCUGAAAAAAAUCGCCAAACUCCCCACAUGUCCCAUUAGUUUGCUUGAACCCUGGAAAGAAGAAGCACAUGCUAAACAACCCAGACGUCCAGUAUGUUUGGUUGAACCCUGGAAAGAAGAAACACAUUAUGUCAAGAGGCAGGUCGGAUUCUGCGCACAGUGGAUACUCGACAACUUGUUUGUAAUGGAAAACCGACAAUAUAGUUACCAAACAGUCAAUAUGGACACCAUAAAUGCGAUGUUGAAUACUUCGGACGUUAGCGAAUAUUUAAAAAUUUCUCCAGACGGCUUAGAAGCUCGGUGCGAUGCGUACUCUUUCGAAAGUGUCAGAUGUACGGCUCAAGCCGAUAAAGGAAUAUGGUACUACGAAGUUUGCAUUAUUACACCAGGUGUUAUGCAGAUCGGAUGGGCAACGAAAAAUAGUAAUUUUUUAAAUCACGAAGGUUAUGGUAUCGGAGAUGAUCGAUAUUCAUUAGCAUACGACGGCUGCAGAAGGUUAAUAUGGUACAACGCAAAAUCUGACCCGCAGAAUUUACCAAGCUGGCAACCUGGAGAUAUAUUGGGAUGUCUUUUAGACUUAGAUAACCAACAGAUUAUUUUUUCUGUCAAUGGAAUAGCGUUACCACCAAGUAUGCAUGUGUUCACAAUGGCAAAGUCUGGAUUUUUUGCCGCAGCUAGUUUCAUGUCAUUCCAGCAAUGUCGAUUUAACUUCGGUGCCGAACCUUUCGAGCAUCCCCCGAACGUGGCCUAUUCCACUUUUAACGAAUGCGGAUCUCUACGAGCCGAAGACAAAAUCGUUUUACCUAGGCAUAUAUUUCUUAAUCAACUUAGGGAGCAGAAUAUAGGAGAAGAUAGUUGCACUCUUUGCUACGAUCAGAAGGCUUCGAUCCGAUUGCUUCCCUGCGAACACUCCGGUUUUUGUGCGUCCUGUGCCAAACAGCUAGUAGAAUGUCCUAUGUGCAGAUCUCCGUUUCGCGAAAUAGAAGAAUAUCCUCAGUCUUCAUGACAUACAAGAUGUCGUUAAUCCUCCAAAACAAUAGCUUACAGGUCGAACGUAUAUGUUUCAAAAUGGAAAAAAGAAUUAUUUAUAAAUGAUACGUCUGUUAUGAAAUAACAAUAUUUGUACAAAUGUGCUGCAUCGUAUGCAGAGAACGGGUUUGUAUUUUAAAAUACUUAUUUAUUUUAAUAUUUUUAUUCCUUUAACUUUAUUGUUAUGUAGUCGUGGAUACAAAAUGUUUGUUAAUAUCGGUGAAUGUACAUUGUGGCGUUUUUGUCGAUGUUCUUUUUAUAAAUAUAUCUUCAUUAAAUAACAUAAAUAACAUAAUAAAAAGUAUAGACAACAUAAUUAUAUUAAAGAUGUAAGAUUAGCUAAUUUUCUUGUUGGAUAAGAAGUACGAAGUGGUACUAGGUUCCAGAGUUCUUCAAUGGGUGUGAUAAAUAUAUUGAAGAUAUACAAUAAGUCAAUACGACCAGUUCAUAACAGUCACUCAUGUUCUAAAUGUGAGAAUCAGUGAGAGCAGCUAAAAGUGAGAGUUAAGUCUGUUGAAUAAGGUGAAUGUGACAAAAAUUCCUACCUUAAUUCACUGAUUUUACUGAUAUUUUUUAGCUGUGUGGGAGAAUCCUUUGUCUUGAUGAAAAAUAUCUUCUUUUUUUAUAUUUUAAAUAUCUGUAAUUUUUCUUAAUGAAAAUUUUUGCAGUAAUAAUCUUGUUCGUUGUUGUACCAGUUUGGAGAUAAUCUACGAAUAAAUUUUUUUGCUUCCUAAAAACUGAUGCUGACACUUUCCUGACCAAUUUGCAGCGGAGCCCAGUUCACAACACCUGAACCUCUUAUUUUGGUUUAGCCGUAUGUUGGCAGAUCCAAGUUUCAUCCAUAGCGAUUAAACGAGGCAUACAAUGCUUGUUAUCCUUUCUUCUACUUUUUUAAGUGCUGUGUCCUAAUCGGAGGUUGGAUAUCAUCAUCACUAUCUUUACUCUAUCUACCGCUGCUCUAAAGAGUUCUACAGAACUGCAUUUAAACCAGUCCCUUAAAUUCUUCAACCAUGACACUCUUCUUCUUUCUAUUCGCGGUGUGCAAGUACUUGGAAGGGAAACGAGAAACGACCGUGCGCGAGUCGCGGAGAAUUUUGCAACUAUCUUAAAUAAUUCAUAUUGUCAAUUGAAAUUGUCAAAUUGAUGUAUAUUUCAUACCUUCUGUCAUUGAAGCAGAAAAAUUAUAUAUUGCUCCACGAUAUUGAUAUGAUAUGCAAUUAUUAUAUAAAGGUAAAUUUAAUUAAUUGUAUUUUGCUUGCAGUACUGCAUUUUAAUAACUAAUUUUAUUUACUACAUACAAUUGUUCACGUUUGCAUAGCAUAACCUGCAUCUUAUUUUUUCUUCUUAUUAUUUUUUUGGACUAUGGCCUUGACAAUUAUCCAGCAACCAGGACUAAUAUAAUUGGCCAAUAUAAUUAAAAGUGCGAAUAAAAGUACAGAGCGUAGAAAUAGAGGUCGCUUUGCCGAACUUGCACGGUCCCAAUACUCCUUCAUCCUCUUAUCUGUCCCUGUAUUAUCAGUCUUAGCAUUUCGUAUCGCUUUCCCCUCAUUACGCAUCCCGUAACUUUAUGAUUUAUAUGGUGUUGAUUAUUUCGUUUUCUUUGCCCCUUUCUCGCAGUAUACUUCUGUGUUCGUUUUCUUCUGUGUCCAUGCUAAGCAUUAUUCUAUAACACCACAUUUCAAAUGUCUGCACUUAUUUAUGUAUUCUUGGUUCAAUCUCCAACUUUCAAGUACCUAUUGCAGUAUCGAAAACACGUAGCAUCUCUCCAAAUUUUGCUGAAAAAGUGGAAGUCAAACUUUUUUUUUUAAUACACUGUGCAUACAGGGUGAUUGAUUAGUGGGGUAAUAGUGGCUCAAUAGAUCCGCUAUAGUAAUAGAUAGCAAUAAAAGUUAAUAACAAAAAUUUUAGCCACCUUUGAGUUUCACAUUACAAAAUUAGUUAGAAUGUUACAGGGUGUUCGAUAACACAGUGGCAGACCAAACUUAUGUUUUUUUAAAUGGAACAUCCUAUAUUUUAUUUUAUAUUCGAAAUACUGUUAACUUCUCCAUCACAAAAAUAUAAAGGUUUGUUAUGUUAUACAGGGUAUUUACAAAGUUAUAACCAAUUAUAUAUAAAAAUCGUAACAAAUUCAACUCCCUGUAUAAAUAAAAAUAAGCAAAACAGCAAUGGUUUAUUAAUGCCAUAUUUUUUACGUAUUGUCAAAAUUUUCAAGAAUGAUUAAUAUUUCUAAUUUUCUUUAUAUCAAAUACAGGGUGAGUCAAAACGCAAGUACAUUAUUUUCUCACUAUUUUUAAAUAGAACACCCUGUAUUUUAUAUCACUAUUGAAAAGUACCAUGACCGUACUUUAAUUUUUAGAUAACAUUCCCUAUGUCUAAAUUUUUUAGUUUUCGAGAUAUUUUCAUUUUUCAAUGGACCAGUAGCGUGGCCACCCAAAUCACCAGAAUUUAAUAAACUGGAUGAUUUUUUUGGGGUUAGGUUAAUAAUGAAGUUUAUAAAAUACCUCCAACAACAAGGGAUGAGAUGAAAAAUAGAAUACAAAGUGUAUUUCGAUGUGUUAAUUUACAAAUGCUUCGUAGAGUAGUUCAUUCAAUGAUCGUUUUUAGGCGUGCAUAAAUGUGUUAGGAGGUAAUUUUGAACACCUUAUGUAAUUAAUAUUAAAAGUAUUUUAUUAAAAGUAACUUCUAAUUUUUUCAAACAUGUUUUUUUUGCAAAAUGUAUUACUGAUAAAUUAUGUUUCGUUCUUUAUUUGUUACAUUGUUACAUUUACAUACAAAAGUAGUGUUUAAUUGUCUUCACAAAAUGUUGUAUUUUGUGUUUGUGUGUUUUUUGUAAAAUUUAUUACUAAUUUUCUUUCUUUAUUUAUUACAUUUACAUAAAAAAGUCGUUUUUAAUUGUUUCAAGAAUGUUGCAUGUUGUGCUUUGUUCUUUUUGUAAAAUGUAUUACUAAUAAAUUAUUUUUAUUUCUUUAUUUGCUACAUUGUUACAUUGAUUACCGGAUUGAUAAUCAGUAAUCGUUAAUUGUCAAUUCAGUCAUGGCUUACUUAAAAUUUGGAUAAAUUUAGACACCUAAAAUAAUUUGCUCUGAAAAAUGAAAAUAUCUCGAAAACUAAUAAAUUUGGACAUAGGGAAUGUUAUAUAAAAAUUAAAGUACGGUAAUGUUACUUUUCUAUAAUGAUAUAAAAUACAGAUAUAUAAAAUACAAAUACAUUCCAUUUAACAUUACUGAGAAAAUAAUGUACUUGCGUUUUGACUCACCCUGUAUUUGAUAUAAAGAAAAUUAGCAAUGUCAAUAAUUCUUGAAAAUUUUGACAAUGAAUAAAAAAAUAUGGCAUUAAUAAACCAUUGCUGUUGUGCUUAUUUUUAUUUAUACAGGGAGUUGAACUUGUUACGAUUUUCAUACAAAGUUGGUUAUAACUUUGUAAAUACCCUGUAUAACAUAACAAACCUUUAUAUUUUUGUGAUGGAGAAGUUAACAGGACUUCGAAUAUAUAAUAAAAUAUAGGGUGUUCCAUUAAAAAAAAAAAAGUUUGGUCUGCCACUGUGUUAUCGAACAACCUGUAACAUUCUAACUACUUUUGUAAUGUGAAGCUCAAUGUUAGCUACAAUUUUUGUUAUUUCCUUUUAUUGCUAUCUAUUACUAUAGCGGAUCUAUUGAGCUUUACACUAAUCAAUCACCCUGUACAGCUUUGUGAAGCCCACAACUGCAGCCAAAAUAUUGCUAGCACUGCCUAAUGAAUUCUUAAUCAUCGGCAAUCAGUCCUUUGCAUCCACUGCUGGAUAUAGGCCUCCCCUAUUUCCGUUCACUGUCUUCUGUUCUUGGCGCUUUGAAUCCAGUUUGUUGUCAUUCCUUUUAUAUCGGCCAUCCAUCGCGUGGGUGGUCUAUCUCUACUUCUGUUAUCGGCUCUUGGUCUCCGCUCGAGCAAGCUCUUUGUCCAUCUCCCAUCUGUCAGACGGGCGACAUGACCGGCCCAGUUCCAUUUAAGUUUAGCCACCUGACAUACAACAUCUGUGACUCCUGUUCUCAAUCGUAGUUCUUCGUUUGUGGCAUGGUCCCGUAAUGGCACACCAAUCACCGACCUUUCCAUCUUACGUUGAGCAAUUCUUAGCUUCUUAGCAGAUGCGGUUGUUAAUGUUACGAGUUUCAGCACCAUAGGUCAUAACCGGUGGUGGAAUUCCUUAAUACUGUCCCCAAAACACUAUCCUUUAUUUUGCAAUGUAUAAUGAGUUUCCAAGGCAAAAUCCGAGGGAAGCGAAAUGUGGGAAGACGAAGAACAUCCUGGCUUAAGAACUUACGGGAAUGGUUCGAAUGUAGUAGUGCAGAGCUAUUUAGAGCGGCAGUCAACAGGGUCCGCAUUGCCAUGAUGAUUUCCAACCUUCGAUAGAAGAUGGAACUUAAAGAAGAAGAAUGAGUUUCAUGUACUUUUCAGACGUCCAAAAUGUGGAUUGUCUUUAAGACUUGUAUGACCAGAUUUAAAUUAAACAAGAUACUUUUUCACUGUUCCAAUUAAAUAAAAAGGGUCCUCGUACACUCUUAACAAUAUUUUAUCCAAAAUAUUUCUACAGGAAAACCCAUUGCUGAGAGCUGUCAAUUUCUGCUCCAUCGACGUUUUCAACAUUGAGUAACAAAAGAUUUUAUAUUGUUGAUUAGCAUUGAGUAAUCACAACUAUUACAGUCUUUGGCUGGCGAACAACGAUGAGUAGAGACCUGAGAAGGAACCCAACAGAAGAUGAGAGUAAAAUUUUGAGUACUUCAUGUAGAAAUUCAUAUACACACCAAUUUUCCAUGUUUUUGAGUCUUUGAUAGGGUAAAAUUUUUUAUUAUACGUUAUCCAAUGACGUUAUCAUUGGUUGCGUUAAUGAUUUCUGUAUUAGUGACGGUUUUUAAGACACCUGGAUCUGAACUAUUAUCAUCAUGAUAUAAUAUGAUGCUAGAUAAUAACACUCUUUGUUGACAAACGUCAAGAGCAAGUAACGCCACCUAUCGAAAGUUAAAGUAAUGUCAAACUACUCUAGGUAUUGUCCGCACCGGAUUUGAAUUUAACGGUUAGUAUAAGAGUAAAUAUAAGAGUAUUGGUUUGCCGUCAGAAUUCCGCAUUAUCUUUCUAUUUUAUUAAUAUUACUUUAUUCUUGUAUAGUUAAAUUUUACAUUCAUUUUAUUAAAAAUUUCAAAAAUUACUUUCAACAACAAACAACAAUUAAAGAAAAGAUUGUACAAUUUGAGGUUUAAUAUCAAAUAUUUGAAAAAAAAUCUAUAUUUUUGUAAGUGUUGAUUUAAUCAUUGGCCUUACACUACAAAUUGGAGAAUUAUAGUACAUCCCAAACCCCUUUUUUUCGCGCGUCAUUAAUUUUGACGUCAUAUAGGAUUUUAAGAAUGUCGCAAAUCAUUACAUGACAUUUUAGUUAAAUCUGACAGUUGUCAGAAUAUUUAUAUUUAUAUAAACAUCAAUAUUUAUACAAAAAUUUGCUAGAAUAUUAAUAUUUAAUAAAAUCAAAAGGAAAAAAUUCUUUUCAUUGGCUGUAUACCAUAAUAAAAAAUUACUAAGGAAGUAAAACUUCUCUUGUAGGUAGAUGGUAUAUAAAUUUAUUAAAAUUUUUCUAAAAAGAUCCAAGUUGGAUUAAAGUGGGUACAUCACUAGUACAAAACAAACGUUUUCGGACUAAUCAGUCCAUCAUCAGGUUGAAACUUCAGAUCCAAAGUAGUUGGAACUAGCUACAUAGGUAGAUCGAAUGACCUUACCAUUAUAAAAAUUAAGCCAUUUAGGCUACAACAAUGUCGACAAUAAGUCGAUGUUAAAAGAAUACAUAGUCUAAUUGUAUGUAGUCUAAUAGUAAUGAUCUAUUACUCACGGGUAAAGUAAUGGGUGCUAUUAUCUAUUAAAAAAUGCGAAUAAUGAGCAUGUUAUUAAACGGUCGUAGAAAAAAUAGUUUAAUGUAAAACUUAAUAAAUAUAAUAUCAAAUUUGCCCGAAAUAUCAAAAAUGCCCGAAUAUACCAAUGACAUAAAAUAUUUAUGUUAACGUCGUUGACAAAUUUUUAACCUAGAAAUUACAAUUGUCAUUUUACCAUAUGAUCGGUUAUGUUUGUGUCAAAUAAUCUUUACUAGCCUGACAAAGUUCUAACCUAGAAAUUACAAUUGUCAUUUUACCAUAUGAUCGAAUAUGUUUGUGUCAAAUUAUCAUUACUCGCCUCAUUGAUUAGUUAUUUAUUUAGAGUAUUGUAGUCGCCAACCAAUUAUACAUCUAUAAGUAGAAAUCCGUUUUAAUAUGCAAAUACCCGUCAAGGAAUACAUACUUUUCUAAGUUCAAUGUAUAAUAAUCACAGACGUGCGUUUUUCUGUCACUUCCAACUGUAAUGUGUUAGAGAGAAUUAGAUAAUCUGUGACGCACUGGAAAAAGGGUUUGGGACGGGCUAUACCCUACUUGCUCUAACUGGAAUUGACCCUCGUAUUCUGUGGUCCUAUACAUCUAAGUUUAGUAAUAGCAUUUAGUGUUUGUGUUCUGUCUUACUGUGAUAUUGAGUUAUAGAAAAUAAGUAGUUUCUUUAUACGUUGUGUAUUUUUAGAAAAAAUUUGCAUUUAGAAUUUUUAGUCAAUGUUUUAUUAGGAAAUGUUUUAUUAGAAUUUUUUAUUCGGUUUUCUCUCAAUUUUCGUCAAUGUAAAAUUUAAAUUGCAUUGGUCAUGAAGUUAAAUUUUCAUUAUUUACAGUGAAUUGUUUCUGUAUCAGUUCAAUAAUUUUAGAAUUAUUUUAAUAUUUUGACUUGUAUACAUCAUAUUUUCAAAAACAUUUAUACAAGGAAUUUGGUAAUCAAAAACAAUCACAAAGGCUCGAUGAUUGUUGUGUCUUUUUCAGCAGUACGUGAGUUGAAUUUAUUCACUGCAACGCUCGAGCUGAACCGCGUCGUGCAAGCUGCUUGCGAGUGACUUGCAAGCCGUGUGGACCGAAAGCAUGCCAGAUUCUGCUACGUCGCCACGUGCACGCGGCUUGAAAACAAGUCAUGAGGUUUGGCAGUCUGUGCUGGGCAAUCAGUGAGUACACGUUGACCGCGUGAUGGAUUUCAACGUAGAUACAGAGCUGUUUAUUUCUGGCGUGUAUUGACCCCGAGAAACCGCUAAAAUGUGUGUCCAGGCAACCGAAUAACGUUUCCAAAACGUUGAAAAGACGUCAUAAUUAUCACCAAACCACGUCAGUUUAUUACGUUUUUUCGACGUCGAAAGUCACGUGAAUAUGUCCCACCAUAACAGACGUCAUCUUUAUCACGUUUUAGAUACGUGAUAUCAAAAACGUAGUUUUUAUGUCGUUUUUUUAGAUUAUUUUUAAUUUUAUGGUUUUAAAAAUACACAAUAAUAAUUAUUCGUAUGGGCAUUGUUGAUAUUGCAAUUUUUCAUUUAACUGUUUUAAAUUUAGCUUAUAGGCUAAAAGUAAAACCAAGAAACACUUUAUAAAAUGCAUAGAAUUACAAUCAAAUUAAAAUACCCUCAAUUCAAAAUUAUAGAAUUUUCACUUUUUAUAUAGGUAGGUAUACUUACUGUGUCAAAACUGAAACAACAUAUAAACUAAUAAAUAAUUUAUUAACAAAUUAUCCAGCAUAAUCGUGAACAACACAUAAUAAUAAGUUCAUUAACAGAAAAUAAACGCCAAAACACCAAGUCAUAUUUUGCCACACAAAGCACGUAAACAAUAAAUCAAGUUUGGAGCAAUGUCAAAUGUCAAUAUAUAACAUAAUCAUUAACUCUUUAAACUCCUCCCAUUUUUGUGACUGGGGCUGUCUGAAAUGAAAACGUGUUUUUAAAGGUAUUUUAACGUCAUUAAUCUUACGUAUUUAAAAUCACCUACAAAAGACGUUUAUACGACGUAAUGUGUGUAUAUAUUCAACCAAAACUGACGUUUCCUCGACGUUAUUGACUUCACUUGGUUGCCUGGGGUUGACAGGAAACUUGGCUUGAAAACAGGCAGCGUGCACGUAGCUUAAAAAGACUCAAAUGUUCAUGGAGCCUUACAUUAAACAUCUGGUUAAAACGUUGGAUCUGCGCAAAUGCAAACUGAUACAUAAACAAAUCUAUUAAAUAUCUGCAUUUUUAGUCUCGAUUUAAAUAAAACUUUAAUGUAUUUAGUAUUAAUGUUAUUUAAAUCAUAGUAUUCCAGUACUGGUUGCGUAGUUGAGGAGCUUCCUAAGAACGUAAAGUUAUCUAGGAUGUUAACACGUUGGCUGCCAUAAUGUGGGAAAAAAAUGGCUCCUUACUGCCACCAGCCUCCCGUUUCUAAGCUAACGAGACAACUACGUUGUGUCACACGGCUGUUAUUGAAAAUCAACAUGAGACACAAGAUACGUAUCUCAUGGCAGCAAACGUGUUAAAGUUUGUUUAGCAGUAAAUGGUUGACUUCAAUUAGUGCGGUCGUAAAUAUUAUUAAAUUUAUCUGACUUCCAUUGUUAAGACCGGUCCGGAGCGAUAAACAAACGAGGUAGACAGAGUUGGUCUUUUGACAAUUAACACUGACUAUAGACGGUACUCCUAUGAUAAAGCAAAGGAUCCACAAAAUUUACAAUAAUUACGACAACAAAAACAAAAAACGGAUGUAAAAUAUAUUGCUUUGCCUUAUAUACCCGAAAUUAAUGUUUUCAAAUGAGUUUUAAAAUAAAUUAAAUCUAUUUUAAUUGCUAAGAUUAUAGAAAAACAAACAUUCAAACAUAUUUAAAUUUUACCUGAAACCGGGCCUUUUAUACUAUUAUCGGAAUGAUUAAAUAAUGAAACUAUAACAAUAUAAUCGAAUGAAGUUUAUUUAUAAAUCUACAUGAACUUAUAUACAAUAACAAAAACUACAGUUAAACAAUAACAAUGCUUAAUUCUAAUGUCUGAUUAGUGAUUAAAAUAAGUAAGAGUGAACACUAUAUUUUAGAUUUUAAAAGUUAGCUGCAUAAUAAUUGCAAACUGACAAUGAAGUCUAAUUUAGUAAUGUUUUGAUUAACGUAAUAUUCAUUUAGCCUAUUUUCAAUAAAAUCAACUUUUCUUUUUGCCGUUUUAUCAAGUUUUUUUCGAAUAUGUGCAGUAAUUUUCACAUAUACUUCUGCUUGAAAAUUUAACAAAAUGUCUGUAAAUUUAAAUAUGUCAUAAUGUGAUUUAUACAAACAUUCGUUAAAUUUCGAGUGAAAUGAUUCACAUACGUUUGUAGUAAAUAUAAGAGAUGACGAAUUUAAAGCCCAAAUGUAAAGUGGAAAUGUUGAAUCUUCCGUUAAAUAAUUUGGAAUUUCCGGUCAUUAACACUUAAUCCCCAACUUUCUCGGCGAUGGGGCAGCAGGUACUUGGGAUUAAUGGGCCCAGGUAAUUCGUGGGGCAGUUAGAUAACGCCGAUUUGAAGUUAACCAUUUACUACUAAACAAACUUUAAGAACAUGUUUAAGAUCUUUAGUUAUAAACUUGAACCGACACUUUGAUUAAUACUACAACUUUUCAGUUGUUCCAAGUCUUGACUUGCCAUUUAAAGACUUUACAGCGACUUAAAUGUCCUAAAUAUGUAUAUCUUUAUUGUUAAUUUCAUAUGUGAGAUAUUCACGAAAGUUGAUAUGUUAUAUUAUAUUAUAAAGUUGAAAAAAAGUAGAAAAAUAAGAAUUUUAAAGCCUAAAAUUUGGCCAAACUCGUUCUUUUUUUGCUGAUGACUUCUUUUAAUUAAUUUUUUAAUCAAACUUUUAUAGAUAAAAUGUGACAAAAACGCUACAGUAUAAAAUCACCCUAAAAAUAAAUCGAAUAUGUACAUAAUACUGAUUAUGGUGUAUGGCUUGUAUAUUUUAAGUAUGCGAAUGAAUGGAUGACGGUAAAAAAAUAUAGCCUCAGAUGUAUAUUUUCUUCAUAUCAAGUUAAAAAAUUGUUUUUUCUUUAAAUACUAUUAUAGAUAUAAAUAUAUUUUAAUGUUAUGACUA
Molecule: messenger RNA, 11913 nt
Organism: Diabrotica virgifera virgifera (western corn rootworm)
Lineage: Eukaryota; Metazoa; Arthropoda; Insecta; Coleoptera; Chrysomelidae
Product: RING finger and SPRY domain-containing protein 1
Exons: 8
Coding region: 327-1979 (550 amino acids)
Cellular component (GO): cytoplasm
Molecular function (GO): protein binding; ubiquitin-protein transferase activity
Source: RefSeq, a predicted model, not a curated record